This is a messenger RNA of Porites lobata, 9637 nucleotides long. NCBI's taxonomy places the organism in Eukaryota, Metazoa, Cnidaria, Anthozoa, Scleractinia, Poritidae. The record is from the annotation of a GenBank genome assembly.
AUGAAUACUUCUCCAGAAGAUUACGAGCCACCUGUACGAGACAACUUUGCCUCUGCAGAGAGUGUUCCACUUUUUAGAUCUCCAGAGAAACAGCCUCGAAUAAGGCAUUUGACAUCAUGUUGUUGUUCUUCACGCAAUUUCGCCACAUUUCUGUUUGCCAUAAUGAGCGUGACAGGGCAAAUAGCACAAUACGUUUCACUACCUUUGUGGAUAGACAGUACAUCACAGCCAACGAUCUCUUCUACAAAUCAGUCGAUAAAAUGGAAACCAACAGUGGACAGUUAUUUCGUAGCUUCAUUCGCUGCUCUUUCGUUCGUAAUUGUAUUUGGCUUUGCUCUUCUUUGCUGUAAUAUUAUUUGCUCAAAUAACUUGACGGAAAUAGACUGGAGUUAUCGUCGUUUGCUACUCCUGCUUGGUUCCAUUCAAGGAGUGUCCGCACUAUUUAUUGUGUUUUCUAGCAGUGGGGAAAGGACACCUCCUUAUUUGCAGGCAAUUCUUGGAAAUUUCAGCAUUCCCAUAACACUAUUGUUCCGGUAAGAAUCAAGUAUUUUGGGCUACAAACCUAUUCAGCUUGUAAGUUUUGUUUUCCCAAUACAGGUCAUGUGAUAAUAACUCUAGAGAACUGUUUCUUUCAAAUUUCGUCUUAUUCACCUGCAUAUAUAUGUACGCAAAAUUUAUGAGAGAACAAAGGGUCCAGUUCCCUUGAGACCUCUAUUGGAAAACAAAACAUACAAGCUAAUUAAAAGAGGUCUAUUUUGCAAUUGCACGCAUGUAGCAAUAUUAUUAUGCAAAGCUGCCGUAAAUUAACGUUAAUAUUUACUUUGAACUCACCAUCUGUCUUUUCACUGGCUAAGAGCCUACAAUUAAUUUUGGAAAUCAGCGCAUAUAUAAAACUCAGCCGUUGAGACCUCAGACUCCUAGAUGUCUUGAAGACUCAUGACUGGAAAACUCAGACUCCUGAAAAACUCAGACCCCUUUUUAAUAUCGAUAUGAUCAGGGAUGAUAUCACAGGGUGAUUCAGGUCGACCAUGACACUACUCCAUCCUUCAGGGAAUGACUGUGCAUUUUAACACCACCGAGAGUUUUUCUAUUUGUUGGAUAACAUACGAAAAAUCCUAGUGACUAGAAAACAUCUGUGUCCUGGAAAUAAUUUAUUGUGCCUUGACCUGGAAUGAACGAAUACAUGCAUUAUACAACCUGGUUAAUUAUGGACACCGAUCGGGCAUGUCAUAGCAUCUGUUGUUGACAUUAAAACCUUUUCCUCUCGUUUGUUAGCUGGCAGCUGACUUGUUUGUUUCAAUAUGGUAGUCUAUAUUGUGACAUGGUGAAAGUAUCAUGAAUGCCUCCCCAUCCACCCCCCCGGCACCCUCUCUCUUGCCGCUCGCUGCUGAGUCAGUUACAUGCACUCUGCUAUCUCAAAAAAUAACAAAAAUAAAAGAGAGUGGGACUGCUCGUGGUCUAUGGUAAGUUAUAAUAAUUUGAAAACAUUGAAUUUAAGGUGUGUGUUUUCGAGACAUCCAAGGGUCUUGGUUUAUUGGGGGUCUGAGUUUUCGUGACACCUCAACCUACAGAUUCUGUAGGUAAUUGGCAUACAAUGGCAUGAUUUCCAAGAGCAUGUCAUCGGUAUGUUUGUCAUUUUCUUUAAACAAAUUAUGAUUAUUGAGUAAAAAUCAAUGUUAGAUUUGUUUGUUUCUUUGUUUGCUUUUUUGUGGAAUCUUGAAAAUAAGGUCUUGCUAAGAUGGCUGAGGCCAAUAACACUUAAUUCAACCUUGAUUAUUCCAGAUAUCACAAAAACUUAUUAAGUGGACAUGCAUCCCCUUUAGUUAUGGUCCCUACAUAUUUCCUGUAAAGCUGAUUAAACUUAUAUAUCCUCCAAUUAUAGUGCUGAAUCCACAGCUAAAUUACAUGUAAUUUCCCUGAUGACAAAUCGUGUGUUAAAAAGGGGUUCCUGAAAGCCAAAGUAUCCCAGGAUUGAUUUAUAUGAGAUAAGUGGUGAAAUGAACCAGCCUAACUAGUUUUUCACAUGCAUGCUUAUGUGAAAUAUAUGGUGUGAAAAAUGUUUACGUGCAGGUCUCAGUAAUACUGUACAAUAAGAAUUUGUAGUGCAUGAUUUUUGCAGGGGUACAGUUUCGAACCCUGGCCUCAAUAGAUGGAAGUUGGGGCUGGGCGACCUGCAGUGCUUGACACAGUAGAUCUCUUCAACUUGUAAUGUUUUGUUUUCCCACUAGAGGUCCGAGGGGAACUUGACCCUUUGUCUUUUCAUAAAUCAUGCAUGGAUCAUGCAAUGUGAAUAAGACAAAAUUUGAAAGAAACGGUUCUCUAGAGUGUUGUUACAUGACCUGUCAUGGGAAAACAAAACAUAUAAGCGAAAGAGGUCUAUUCAUGUCAGAGCCCUCCGUUUCACUCAAGAAGACAAAACUCAGGCGAGGCUCUUCUUGCAGGGUGAUCUAGGCCCUCCUGCAUGCUGUAACUAAUUGAUCGUUGUUGUUGUUUUUUAUUUCAGGUUUCUUUUUUUAAAGAAGAUUCCCACCAUGAGAAAGCUCCUAUCUGCAGCCAUUGUUGUCCUGGGUCUUUUUAUUUGUCUCAUUCCGACAAUAUUUCCAUGUAUAGAUCCCAAAGCCUCAAACAAGCAUGAUCUGGGAGGAGCAACUGGACUUGCUAGAAUCUUUUGGCCCAUAGCUUUUAUGUUUGGAUUUGUAAGUAAGAAAUUGGUUUCUUGCAAGUAUUAUAUUGUAUCUUAGUGUUUUUGUUUCUUUUUUUUAUUAUUUUUUUUUGUGGCAAUACCUGUAAAAUAGUGAUACUUGCAAUACUGUAAUCAGCUAAGGGUAUUAGACCACAUUAAGAAAGAUUACUUUCUUACUUACUUUACUUACAAGCAGUAUGUAUAAUAUAACCAGUGACUCUUCUUGACUGAAUGUCUGAUUCAUUCAUUGCCUUUGUCAUUUUGAAGAAAAGAGAAUUAAAGUGAUAUCCUAAGUAUAUCAAUCCUCUUAUUAGCAUUUUUGUUAUCACUUCAAUGUAAGGCUAUGCUCACACUACCGGAUAGAUUUUCGUGGUGCUAUGAAAACCCUCCAAGUUGCGACCAUUUUGGUCGCCAUGGCGCCUAAAAUUUUGGAGCUGGCAACUUGAUUUGUAAAAAAGUCUCCCUAAACCAAAAGAGUUGAUUGCCAAAUGGCGACCAAACAAAAACUUUAACUUGGAGGGUUGUAUCAAGAGCUGUCGGGUGUAGUAUGAAGACCUAUUCGAUAUGCGACUCUCUGCUUUGGCGAUUGAUGUGGCACAGCUUCUCUCCGUCACAGAAAUCGCGCUGCCACAAACUUUCUUGUGUGUGGACAGAAGCUCCAUCCAGUACGAUUUCCAUGGUGGUGCAAAUGCUUGUGGUGUAGUGCAGAGAUGCCAACCUCUGGAGACCUAAAAUCGGGAGACUGUCUUUUUUUCACUUCCCCCCCGGAAUUUCAACAACCCCCCACCUCCCCGACAAAUUGACCCAGCCCCCAAUGGGAAUGACUUAGGACAUUAUAUGAUGUCUUACGUGAUGUACAUACUAUCAAAAUUCGAAAUCAUCGUUUUGAUGCUAGAAAUAAUCUUUGUCACGAUCAAUGACUAAAUACGUGCAAAAAUGCCCCAGAAACCGUACUGCGAGUAAGAAAAAUUCAAGUUUUUAGCUAAAAAUGGGCUAAAUCUCAAACUAAGUCUGUUUUAUUUUUUACUAAGUAUUCAAUAUUUAUAUUGGACGUAAAAAGCGGGAGAUUUAUGUACCAAAGCGGGAGAGCGCGAGACGAGGCAAAAAAGCGUAAGUCUCCCGCCAAAAGUGGGAGAGUUGGCAUCACUGAUAGUGUGAACCAAAAAUUUCGCACCUCUGUUAGUGACAUAUACAGAACUCCUAUGAUUAGGUUAAGAUCAUAAAAUUAGUUUGGCUGACAAUUUGAUGGCAAAUGAUUAGUACCAUGCGGCUCCCCAAAAAAUCUGCUGGCCGUCUGUUGGCUGACUUUCAACCAACAGUCGGCCGACAAACGACUGACAGUCAGCCAACAGAGCAAGGGAAUUAACUUGUACAUUCUGAGUCAAUUUCUGCAAUCUGUAGAGACAUUCCAGAAUCAAUCUUUUGAUCCUUUUUGCUUGAAAUAAUCCCUAGAUGUGAUGUGAUGUUUUCAUAAAUAAUUUUUUUACAUAAAUGUUAAUAUGUAAAAUUGUAAAAAAAUAGUAUUCAUUGCAUAAUUUUAAGGUAAUUUUAUAUUUCAUUUUCAGUAAAUAAUUAGAGUUAUAUAACUGUUAACUAUUUCGUUCUUGUUUUGUUUUGUUUGUUUGUUUUAUUUCUUUUAAGGGAAUUACAGGCACUGCUUUUAUUGUUGAAGAGAAAGCUGUGAAAAUGGGAGGAAAUGUCGGCCAUAAUUCUCAAGCUAGCUUGUUAUCUGUCUUGUUCUGGACCUCCUUAUCACAAUUUCUAGCUUUGUUGCUACUAUUCUGGACUGACAUAAUCCCUGGCUUUGGACAUACAAACAACAUUCAUGAAUUCAUUGCCAAGUGAGUGCUAUGAAUAGCAGCCAUUAUACACCUUAUAAUAAUAUUUCAAAAUCUCAGUGGCACUGUUUAAUUUUUGUUUUAAUUUUUAAUGUGGCUAUAAUUUAGACAAAAUUAACCUUGAAGCAAUGCUGGUCAGCAGUUUCCCCAGCUAUACUAGGGGUGGCCUGAUGCCUCUAGCAGGGGCACCUCGUGACUUAUAUAUGCAGUUGCUUGCUUGCAGUUUGUCGCAAAGUGUUGUUGCAAUAGCUUGCUUUUUGCAUGCCAUUUUGUGCUUUGGGCUUUAUGUUUGUUUGUUUGUUUCAUUUCUGGCAGAUUCGAUUCAGCAUUCGUCAAUUAAAGUAUAUUUAUCUGCAGUUCGCUCCUUGCACAAUGAGCAAGGUUUUACUGACCCUUUGCUUAAUUGCCUGUGGCUUCAAUGAGUGUUAAGAGGGGUCAAGCGUUCCCAAGGUUCCCCGGCUGAUCGGCACCUUCCGAUUACUGACAGCCUUCUCUCGGUUAUUCAUUGGGCGUUGGACCUCGAUAUUUUUUAUCAUUGGGCCUUUUGGACAACCUGCAUGCUGGGUUAUUUUGGUUUUCUCCGUGCUGCAGAAUUUACAGUCCCCAAUUUAGCUAGCUUUUCUCCAGCUAGUCAUCUAUCAGUGGCAGACAUUGCAGUGGAUUUGCUCCAGUCGCCAACCUGCCUCCAUGUUCAGAUAAAAGCGUCAAAAAUGGAUCUGUUCCGUCAGGGUUGCCACAUCCAUAUUGGUCUGGGAAGGGCACCCCUCUGCGCAGUUCAGGCCUUUCUGGCUUACCUCUCCUUGCGAGAAAAUGUCCCUGGCCCCUUGUUCUUACUGGCGAAUGGUCAACCUCUGUCUCGCUCAAUCCUGACUGAUUGGCUGCGGCAACUUUUCUCCACCGCAGGGAUUGAGGGCAAUUUUUUCCAGCCACAGCUUGCACAUUGGGGCAGCCAUGGUAGCAGCUCGCAAUGGUAUUCCGGACCACCAAAUUCAGGCUCUUGGAUGUUGGCCUAGCAAUGCUUACCUGAGCUUUAUAUCUGCACACCUUCUGAAGCUCUUGCAGGCAUCUCUAGUCAGCUGGCUUGACAUCACGUGUCCUUGCCAUUUGUUAUCCACAGCUCCUUUGACAUUGCAGUCGAGUUAAGUACUGAAUUGCCCUGGGCUUGCACCGCGGUUUUUUGGUAUUGCUCUCACUGUCAGCUGCAUUCCGUUGGUAAGUGUGUUGUCUGUUUUUUUUUUUUUAUGCAACUGCUGCCGCUUGGUGCUUGGGGUUGUUGAAGUCAGAGGUUCCAUUUCACCCCUUUUUGCUGUCCCCUCCUUUUUCAAGCACCGAGGAGAUUUUGGUUGGGUGGGCGCCGCUCGCAGGGUUGCCAUGGAUACCUCCUCCUCAUGCUAAAACAUUGCCCGGAUCCACCAACUUUGUAGGCACCAAAGCCCAAGCUCAUCUAUUGGUGAUGAGUUUAAAUGUGGCUAAAUGUAAUUUAGGCAAAGUUAACCUCGAAGCAAUGCUGGUUAGCAGUUUCCCCAGCUAUACUAUGGGUGGCCCGAUGCCUCUAGCAGGGGCACCUCGUGACUUAUAUACGCAGUUGCUUGCUUGCAUUUCUUCGCAAAGUGUUGUUGCAAUAGCUUGCUGUUUGCGUACCAUUUGGUGCUUUGGUUUUUUCUCAUCCCUCCCUCCCUCUUGAGGUAUGGGCCAGGUAGGUAUUGGUCGGUAAGUAUUCCACUGAAUUGUUCAUUGUGACUGUGCCUGGUAGGGGCCGCUCGCAGGGUUGCCAUGGAUACCCCCUCCUCAUGCUAGAGCAUUGCCUGGCUCCACCAACUUUGUAGGCACCAACGCCCAAGCUCAUCUAAUUGUGAUGAGUUUAAUUAUAUUUAUGUUAAUUAGCCUUCUUUGCCUCAAUUGCACUCUUGCUGUAGAAUUCAAGAGAUAAAUUUUACCUUAAAAUGAGGCAUCAAGAGUUAGUCAUCAUAAAGGAAAUAAUAAAAUAAUUUGAUGCCAUCUUGGAAUAAAAAAAAAUUAAACAAAGUAACGGUAUUCGUUGUUUCAAACGUCAAUCAUUAUCAGUAUUAUAAUUUUUUAGGUGUUUCUUGUCAAAUGCUUUAACAAGCAACUGACCAUCUGAUUUUAGUAUAAUAAGUUGUAUUAACAACUGCGUCGCUGAGUGGAGGUAGGUGCCCGGGAUGUCCAGGGGCUUCCACCUAUGGCACGGCCAGCCCCUAGACAGAGUUACGCCCCCAUGGCUGGCAAACCCGCGCCCUCCAGCCAUGAGCCCCCACGCCAAUGGAACCAGGCACCCGUCACACUGAUAACAGUGGAAGACUUAAGGGGGGGAGGGAUGGGGGUAAAAGAAUGAUCCAAAGGCUAAACGAAGAGAAUGGCCGCCACGAAACAACUGUACUGAGCACAUGGAGGUGAUGCAAGCAAGGCUGACCGCGCUUGAGCCAAACGACCGACCGCUGACCACGCUCGCGCUCCUUGUUGUUAACUCUGUUAAAUAAAUAUUUAUUUAACCUCAUUUAUUGGGUUAGAGCCCUAUAAUGUGAUUUCUCAGAAAACUUUAAAAUAGUAAGUUAACGUAACUUGCAUGUGCAAACAACAAUGGAGAGUUCAGAUUUAAAAUAAAAUUUUUGCAUGUCCUAUCGUUUGUUGUUGUUCUUUUUUUCACUCAAAGAACUUAUUAAAAAUAAAAUAACUUUGAAUUAGGCUAGGGGUGGUCAGAUAUCGAUUCUUUUGGUACAGUCACUCCUGCCCCCGCAAAAAAAAGCCUGGAGCCCGGAGAGCCAAGAAAAGGAAGGAUUUCCUGGCUUUCUUGGAAAGCCUGGGGUGUCAUUCCAGGAAAAGCCUGGAGAGCCAAGAGUUCACUCUUGGCUUUCAUGGAAAGCCUAGAAUUUGUCUCAAGAGCAACAAAAGCCACGAAAGCCAGGAUUACUGAAAAUUUUCCUGUCUUUGAAGGAAAGGCUGGAGUGACUAACUGCAGUGUUGCCAAGAAUAGCCAAGAAAGCAAGGAAUGACAUUUACUGAAAUUUAAAUUUCCUGCCUUUCGAGGAGAGGCUCAAAACACACGCAACCACACAAGAAGUGUAGUAACAUCAGCAUAUAUCUAUGAGACCCUCCACUAAUACAUGUACUUGCACACAGUGAAAUGUUUAUUAACUGGACUUAAAAAUGGUUUGUCAAAGUUUUCUUUCUGUCUUUGUCAAGUCAGUAUUUGGUAUCUGCCCAAGGAAUUCUUAAUAGUAUAUGGAUUAUUUUGUUAUUCAAGGGUUAUUUGAAAAGAUCUGUUGAAACAAAUCUGUUUUCGUUUUAAAGAGGGAAAAUAAUAACGCAAAGUUUCUUCAGCUGAGUGCUGAAGAUGAACUCCUGACUAUGAUACCAAGCAAUGAUCAAUAUAAACAAUGUAAUUGCUAACCAAUCUUCUUUUAGAAUCAAUAAAAUUAAAGUAACGAUGAAGAAGAUGUUGUAAGCUCAAUUUUUUUAUUUUCCUGACCAUUUGUUUUUUGCUAGCUGGACUUUUGGAUUUCAGUGUGUAUUUGGUGGAGCAGGUUGUUCCUCUGUGCCAGGUGUACUUGCAUUUCUGUUUAUCCUGGGUUACAUCAUGGCAGUCAGUGGUUUUGCUCUGCUUCUGCGCUACUCUGAAGGAGCAACAUUGUUAGCUAUAGUGUUGGUGAGUGUACUUCAUUGUCCUUUAAUCCUUUCACUCAAUUUCAUUUGUUCCGUUAUACUACUACAUGAGAAAUAUCUGCAAUUUGAUUGGCUUAGAGCAGUGGUAUUUCAGCUUAAUUUGAAAUACCUACAUGUGAAAAUUACAGCUUUAUGGGUUUAGUAUAAACAAAUAAUAACAUGAUUGGUACGUGAUAUUUGGCAUAAAUACCACUCAUGAUAUUUCAAAAUUGUCUCAAAAUUUACUCGCCUAACGGCUUGUGAAAUUACAAAUAACAAUUUUGAAUUAUAUCACUUGUGGUAUUUAUGCCAAAUAUCACUACAAAUCAUGCUAUUACCUAUACUAAUUCAUAAAACGGUAGCGUGUGAAAUAUGGUCAUUAUUUAUUUAUUAAUCAUAACUAUAACAAAAUUCUUAAAUCUGAUUGGCUAUCAACUGCCCUGAUUUCAGCCUUAAUAGGACAGUUAAAUAGGACAGUAUGCGUCAUGCCUAAGUAAUUAGACAGUAUGCGCCAUCAGGCGUGUGCUUAAAUGGCUUUUUUGUUUCACUGCUAGCAAAAAAAUCUCGGAAUUUCUUGUCUUUUGAUUAAAAAAAGAGCCUCAUAUAUAUCACAAAUUUUGUUAAAGUAAUGAUUAAUUGGUAACAGAACCUCGUGUCGUCCAAUUCGGUCUGUAAUCAUACUCGUGAUUAAACAAAUCGGACUCCCGCUACGCGGUCGUCCAAUUUUGUUAAUCACUCAUAUGAUUACAGACCGAAUUGGACUCCACUCAGUCCUGUUACCAUUACUUAUUAUUUACUCAUUUACUAUUAUUGUGAUAAUCAUAGUUCCUUUGCCCGAGCACCCACUAGUGCAGGAAUUUCCUGAUUCAGCCCACGUUCGAUAUAUUAAAAUUCUAAUGUGACUCUGAGGCUUUUUUAUCCUUUUUUCUAUAUUUGGUUUGGUUUUCUUUGUGCUCAAGUCCCUUCUGGGAAUUGCGAAACAAUGGAGGCUUAAAAAGUUUGCAAUUUUGACCCUAAAGUCUCAGAGUCAUGUUAGAAUUUUAAUAUAUCGAACGUGGGCUAUUAAGUCAAAAGAGUUUUUUUUUUUGUGGGGGGGGGAGAUAGGGGAGGAAGGGGGGGGUUGAUUACCUUGAAUCAUAAACUCAACCUAGAGGGUCAGCAGAUGUCCUUAGUCUGAAGUAUCACUUGCCGUCCAUCCGUCUGCGUGGUUAGAACAACAAGCUGACAAACCUCCUGAACAAGCUUGGUGACAAGCCCAGGGUGUGAACGAUACUUUUAACUGAAGAGUGUUUUGUUUUCAUUUCAGUCAUUAUGCACUCCCCUAGGGUUUGUAUUCUGGAUGUUGUUUCAGGAGCACCCAUUCCACUGGAACCCAACUUUACACACAAGUUCAUGGUUCAGCAUUGCUGCCUUGCUAAUUAUGGUUCCUGCUGCUUUCAUAUACAACACGGGGUGA